Hevea brasiliensis (rubber tree) is the source of this 1882-nucleotide messenger RNA. RefSeq names its product acetyl-CoA acetyltransferase 2. The transcript has 15 exons. Bases 485 to 1699 code for a protein of 404 amino acids. The record is from RefSeq and is a predicted model, not a curated record. Gene Ontology annotation, molecular function: acetyl-CoA C-acetyltransferase activity. Gene Ontology annotation, biological process: fatty acid beta-oxidation. NCBI's taxonomy places the organism in Eukaryota, Viridiplantae, Streptophyta, Magnoliopsida, Malpighiales, Euphorbiaceae.
UGCGCCGCACUUCCCAGCUCUGCGUGAAUCUCUACAUUUCCGUCUCUCUCUAUAAAUAGCAUAUACACCAACUCACACUUCAGAUUUCAUUUGCAACCAAAGCCCAUCUUUCUCCACUUCAACUUCUUCAUCACCUACUCUUCUUCCUAUCACCACCACACACACAGGUAUAUGCUCUCUCCGUUUUUCCUUUGUUCUCAUCGAUUUCUUCGAAAUUUGUCUACAUUUCCUUUGGCCCUGUAUGCUAUUCCUCUGUUUCUGAUCUGAGGAUGCUCACCUAUCCUUGAUUCUUGAUGUAUCUUGCUUUUCUCUUGCACUGCGACUGGUUUUUUCCUUUACUGUUUUGGUGCCGAGAAAACUUGUAAGAUAGCAAGUUUGAAUCUCUUCGAUCGUGUUUUUCACUCAGUACCCCUUUUUUUUCCUCUUCUGCAACGAAAGCUAUCUUAAAAUGCAUGAUUAAGGAAAUUUGUAUUUGCAGUAAUCCAUGGCCCCAGUAGCAGCAGCAGAGAUAAAGCCCAGAGAUGUUUGCAUUGUUGGUGUUGCCCGCACACCAUUGGGUGGAUUUCUUGGUUUACUAUCUACUUUACCUGCCACCAAGCUGGGAUCUAUAGCUAUUGAAGCUGCUCUUAAAAGGGCCAAUGUUGAUCCAUCACUUGUACAAGAAGUUUUCUUUGGCAACGUUCUCAGUGCAAAUUUAGGGCAGGCUCCUGCUAGACAGGCUGCUUUAGGUGCGGGAAUUCCUAAUUCAGUGGUCUGCACCACUGUUAACAAAGUUUGUGCUUCAGGGAUGAAAGCAACUAUGCUUGCAGCCCAGAGUAUCCAGCUAGGAAUCAAUGAUGUUGUUGUUGCUGGAGGCAUGGAAAGCAUGUCUAAUGCACCUAAAUACCUGGCAGAAGCAAGGAAGGGAUCACGACUUGGACAUGAUUCAGUAGUUGAUGGAAUGCUGAAAGAUGGGUUGUGGGAUGUUUAUAAUGAUGUUGGCAUGGGAAGUUGUGCUGAAAUAUGUGCAGAUAAUCAUUCAAUAACAAGAGAGGAUCAGGAUAACUAUGCUAUUCACAGUUUUGAGCGUGGUAUUGCUGCCCAAGACAGUGGUGCCUUUGCAUGGGAAAUUGUUCCGGUUGAAGUUUCUGGGGGAAGGGGAAAACCUUCAACGAUUGUUGAUAAGGAUGAAGGCUUAGGGAAGUUUGACCCUGUAAAAUUGAGGAAACUCCGACCAAGUUUCAAAGAGAAUGGAGGCACAGUUACCGCUGGCAAUGCCUCUAGCAUAAGUGAUGGUGCUGCUGCUUUGGUUCUGGUGAGUGGAGAGACUGCUCUUAAGCUUGGUUUGCAAGUGAUUGCAAAGAUCACAGGAUACGCUGAUGCUGCUCAGGCACCAGAGUUAUUUACAACAGCUCCAGCACUGGCAGUACCUAAAGCUGUAUCAAAUGCGGGCUUGGAUGCUUCUCAAGUUGAUUACUAUGAAAUAAAUGAAGCCUUUGCUGUUGUAGCUCUUGCAAAUCAGAAACUGCUUGGACUUAAUCCAGAAAAGGUUAAUGUACAUGGUGGAGCGGUAUCCUUGGGUCAUCCACUAGGUUGCAGUGGCGCUCGUAUCUUGGUCUCACUUUUGGGGGUAUUGAGGCAAAAAAAUGGGAAAUAUGGUGUUGGUGGCGUUUGCAAUGGUGGAGGAGGUGCAUCCGCUCUUGUUGUAGAGCUUCUGUAGGCAUUUUGAUGUUUGGCUCAGCAUGAUGGUGGGAACUCUUGUGGACGAUAAAAUUUCCAUGGCUGUCAAAUUUCAAUGUUGUGCAAUUUUACUUAGUUUUCCAUUUUCAAUUUUUGCUUCCUUUUUUAAUAAACUAGAAGUGUAUUUAGCUUUGGAGAUAAAAUAUAUCCUCAAUGUUAUUCA